CUAAAUCCUUUCCACAAGAUUCCUACCUUGUCUGACGAUGGCUUCAUUGUGUACGAAAGUUCGGCUAUAUGCUACUACCUGCUAAGAAAGCACGCACCCGAGAGCGAGCUCUACCCAGACUGCCCCAGGGUCCGCGCACAUAUCGACCAAGCUCUCGCCACGAUUAGCAGCACCAUCCAGCCUCACUACUUCGAGUUCUUUAAACCCCGUUUCUACGAGUUGACGAAGCCUACCGCAGAGGACAUGGAGCAGUUUGAGGAGAACGUGAUCAAGGGUUUCGAACACGUGCUAGGAGACGGAAACUACGUGCUUGGUGAGAAACUCAGCCUCGCUGACCUCAGCUUCGUGGCUCACCUCACAAUUGUCCUCGAGGUUCCUUUCCUGAAUGCUGAUAAGUAUCCGAAACUGAAGGCCUACUACAACCGGCUAAAGGCACAACUGCCGUACUUCGAAGAGGUUAACCGGCAAGGAAUCUCCGACUUAAAUGCUUUGAGCGCCAGCCUGAAAUAGAAGCCUGCGACGCAAAUGUCGGCGUGUCUUUCUUAAUAAACACAUUCUAUCUCCUUUCAA
Molecule: messenger RNA, 570 nt
Organism: Rhipicephalus sanguineus (brown dog tick)
Lineage: Eukaryota; Metazoa; Arthropoda; Arachnida; Ixodida; Ixodidae
Product: glutathione S-transferase 1-like
Biological process (GO): glutathione metabolic process
Molecular function (GO): glutathione transferase activity
Source: RefSeq, a predicted model, not a curated record